AUCUAUAUAUCGGACCAUCGUACAGUUUAUGCUACCAUCUCAACCCGGCACCAUCUCAACCCGGCACCAUCCCAACUCAGCACCAUCCCAACUCAGCACCAUCCCUAUUUUCAUCCCAUCCUCAAGCAAACAAUCCUCAACCUCUAGGUAUUUAAGCAGCCGCCCCCCCCCCCUGACAAACCUUCUUCUGUAUUUUCCCCGACCUAUCUUGCCUCUUACCCGGCGUCAUCACACCAGUGACUUUUCGUCUUGCAGGUAUUUAACCAGCUGUCCCCCCCAGUGA
This is a messenger RNA of Penicillium egyptiacum, 283 nucleotides long. NCBI's taxonomy places the organism in Eukaryota, Fungi, Ascomycota, Eurotiomycetes, Eurotiales, Aspergillaceae. The record is from the annotation of a GenBank genome assembly.